CAACGGAGGUGCAGUCGAACAGACUCAGGAGAGAGGUGGCAGUAGCAUCAUCAGAGCCAUUCUCUCUCUCUUUUUCUCUCAGAUUCCGGUCUCUGUUAACAUCAACCAGCUUAAUAAGUCCUUGUUUCUUCUUGGUCUCUUUAUUUGGGUUUCUGUUUCAUUCUUGCUUCUCCUCCACGAUGAACACAAGACAUGGUUCUCCUUUUACUACAAUUCAAUGGCAAGAACUUGAACAUCAAGCUCUCAUAUUCAAGUAUAUAGUCUCUGGAGCUCCCAUUCCACCUGAUCUCAUCUUCCCUAUCAAAAGAAGCCUGGACUCUCUACUCGCUUCAAGGCUGUUCCCUCACCAACCCAUUGGGUGGGGUUGUUUUCAGGUGGGUUAUGGCAGGAAAGUAGAUCCAGAGCCAGGGAGGUGCAGGAGAACAGAUGGGAAGAAAUGGAGGUGCUCGAAAGAAGCAUAUCCAGAUUCAAAGUACUGCGAGAAACACAUACACAGAGGAAGAAACCGUUCAAGAAAGCCUGUGGAAGUUAUAGCUUUAAACCCCUCAACAGCCAUUUCAUCAAUCGCUAGAAAUCAGUUCGUCACCACCACUCCUUACUCCCUUUCCUCUCUUUCAUCAUCAGUCGCAGCUGAAACUCAUAAUCACCACCAUCCUUACUACAAUGCCUCACCGUAUCCCUUCCAUUAUCCCCACUCUUCUUCUAGACCUCCAGGUAUCGGUUCUUCAACCCAAAACAACUCUACACAUUUACUUUUAGACCCUGGAUCUUACUCUCACGCGGAUAAAGCUUACAGAAGCAGGUAUUCUAAUGGACUGAAGGGGGAUGUGGAUGAGAUUACCUUCUCUAAAGUCUCAGAGACUGUUAGAAGUGUCCCUGAUUCGCCCUUCGAUAAUCCAUGGCACUUCACGCCGCUGAGAAUGAGUUCAUCCUCUCUAACUCAACCAAAACUGAAGAGUUGCUCUGCUUUGCAAGGUGAGUUCACUCAAUUGCAGUUCCAGAACUUCACUGAUAUCUCUACACGUCAACAAGAGCUGCAGAAUCAAGAGCAAAACCGCUUUGUUUUGGGUGCCGAAAUAAAAAAUGAAAGACCUAUGAAAAUGGAGAGGGAAGAUGGAACCCAGCAGCAGCUGCUCCACUUCUUCGAUGAGUGGCCACCGAAGAACAGGGAUUACUCCACAACCCAGCUCUCGAUUUCAAUUCCCAUGCCCUCUCCUGACUUCCCAGUGUCUAAUUCCCGAACCCAAAAUGAUGCUUGAAGUUGAACUGUUGAACAGUCAAAGUGGGUGUUUUUUUCUCACUGGAUCAAGAGAACUGCUCU
Molecule: messenger RNA, 1321 nt
Organism: Telopea speciosissima
Lineage: Eukaryota; Viridiplantae; Streptophyta; Magnoliopsida; Proteales; Proteaceae
Product: growth-regulating factor 1-like
Exons: 5
Coding region: 180-1259 (359 amino acids)
Biological process (GO): DNA-templated transcription; regulation of DNA-templated transcription; developmental process
Cellular component (GO): nucleus
Molecular function (GO): ATP binding
Source: RefSeq, a predicted model, not a curated record